This is a messenger RNA of Ornithorhynchus anatinus (platypus), 1937 nucleotides long. It is a transcript of the gene TAF6, whose product is annotated as TATA-box binding protein associated factor 6. The record is from RefSeq and is a predicted model, not a curated record. Gene Ontology annotation, molecular function: transcription coactivator activity; RNA polymerase II general transcription initiation factor activity; protein heterodimerization activity. Lineage: Eukaryota; Metazoa; Chordata; Mammalia; Monotremata; Ornithorhynchidae. Bases 68 to 1411 code for a protein of 447 amino acids. Gene Ontology annotation, cellular component: SLIK (SAGA-like) complex; SAGA complex; transcription factor TFIID complex. Gene Ontology annotation, biological process: RNA polymerase II preinitiation complex assembly; transcription initiation at RNA polymerase II promoter. The transcript has 12 exons.
CGUGGUCUCCCUCUCCCUACCUCGGUCUCUGUCUCCCGGGCUCCGGACGUGGGCAGAAGCUGUGGUGAUGACGGGCAAGCAGAAGAUGAAGCUGGCUAACACGGCGCUGCCCAUCAAGACGAUCAAGUCCUGGGCUGAGGCCGUGGGCAUCUCUCCCUUAUCCGAAGAGGCCUGCCAAGUUCUCGUCGAUGAAGUCACCUUCCGAGUCAAGAAAAUCACCCAGGAGGCCAAGAUGUUCAUGCAGAUGGGACUGCAUCAGAAACUCACAACCAAUGAUGUGGAUUUUGCCCUGCAGCUAAAGAAUGUUGAGCCUCUGUACGGAUUCCACACGAUGGAUUUUAUCCCCUUCCGCCUCACCUCCGGGGGUGGCCGGGAGCUUGGUUCCUGCCAGAAGGAGAUCGUGUCUCUGAAUGACAUCAUCAACAGCCCCUUGCCUCAGACCAGCCUGGAUGUCGUCUUGAAAGCUCAUUGGUUGAGCAUCGAGGGCAUCCAGCCAGUGAUCCCGGAGAACCCCAUCCCAGGGACAGAGCGACCGCCCCCCUAUCCGCCACAGCCCACAGCCAUCAUUCGAUGUUCUCCCUUGGAGAAGAUGUACUUUGAAGAGAUAACCAGGGCCUGCCUGGGAGCCUGUGAUCUCAAGAGAAAGGAAGCUCUCGACAGCCUCACCACCAACUCUGGCCUCUCCCAGAUGCUGCCCUGGUUCAGCAACUUCAUCUCUGAAGGGGUGCGGGUGAACGUGGGUCUCCGAGAUCUGACCGUGCUCACCUCCCUGAUGCAAAUGGUGAAGGCGCUGAUGGCGAACCCCACCCUGAACCUGGAGAGAUACAUCCAGGAGCUGAUCCCGGCCGUGAUGAGCUGCGUCGGGAGCCACGAGCUCUGCGUGCCGGGGCCGGAAGAGAACGAGCACUGGGCCUUCCGGGAAUGGAGCGCCCGGCUCAUGGCCCAGGUCUGCCAGCAAUUCGGAACCACCAGCAACAACCUCCAGGCCCGUGUGACCAAGAUCUUCGUCAAGAAGUGGCUGCAGGAGACGACCCCCUGGCCCACUCGUUACGGCUGCAUCGCUGGCUUGGCCGAGCUGGGGGAGAACGUGAUCAAGACCCUGAUCGUGCCACAGCUGCCGCAGGAAGGACAGCGGAUCCGGAGAGCCCUGGACAGCCCCGAGCUGAACGAGCUGAGCAGCGUCCACAGGCUCGGGGCUGAGCGCGUCCAGGGUCUGCUACAGAAACACUGUGCCCCGGUGCUGGCGAGGCUGCGGCCCUCACUGGAUUGUCAGGAGGAUUUUUGCUCUGACUUGGGCCCCCUGGGACCACUGCUCUGCCCCCACCUAGAUGAGACUUGUACCCUCCAGGCCACCGGACAGAGCACCCGGGAGACCCCCCCAUCGGACCACCGGGCAGACCCUGCAAGAUGAGGCGGCCGUCGGGGAGGUCCCGAAUAUACCAGCUGCUGGCUCACCCUCGGCCCAGGGGGUCAUAAAGAUCCCCCAGAUCCAGCCCGUAGGCAAAAUGGUCUCCACGGCGAAGGCGGUCCCCUCAAGCCAGGAUGACCUCCAGAAGAUCGGCGUGGUAGACCGACCCUAAGCCAGUCCUAUCCCCACUUCUCUCUUCCCCAUCCUCCUUCUUUAACAGAGGAGAGACAGGUCUCCUUUUGGCCAGAAGGCUAGAGCAGCUCCCCUUAGGAUCCCCCCACAUCUAGCUCCUUUCCCUGACUCUACUGACCUAAGUACUUAAUACUUAGCAUGCACCAUGCACUGAACUAAGUGUUUGAACUAAGUGUUUACUUUUCAUUGGAGAACUUACCAUGCACAGAGCACUAGCACUUGAAAGAGGACGAUAUCACAGGCCUGGGAGACACUUUUCCUUGCCUGCCUUUCCCUGUAAGUGUAGAUGGGGGCACAGACAUGAAUACAUUUCGGAUGUGGACAUAAGUGCUGUGGG